Messenger RNA from Penicillium samsonianum, 1506 nucleotides. Its product is annotated as putative MFS transporter. The transcript has 6 exons. The coding region runs from base 1 to 1506 and encodes 501 amino acids. Gene Ontology annotation, biological process: transmembrane transport. NCBI's taxonomy places the organism in Eukaryota, Fungi, Ascomycota, Eurotiomycetes, Eurotiales, Aspergillaceae. The record is from RefSeq and is a predicted model, not a curated record. Gene Ontology annotation, cellular component: membrane. Gene Ontology annotation, molecular function: transmembrane transporter activity.
AUGGGCUUUUUGAGGCAGGAGCAGCCGGAGGAUGUAAUCCAAACAGCCCCUGAUGAAGAUAUUGAGAAAAUCACCGUGCCCGCUCACCAGGAGAAACCGCCCAGUGCAAUCUUACCGGCUAUUGAUCCCGAGUUAGAGCGUCGAGUGGUUAGAAAAUUGGACUGGCGUGUUCCGACGUUAUUGGGAUUUUUCUAUCUCCUCGCUUUCCUCGACCGAAGUAACAUUGGAAAUGCCAAAAUCGCCGGCAUGAAAGAGGACCUCGGCCUCGAUGGAAAAAGCUACGCCUGGCUCUUGACAAUCUUCUAUAUUUCAUAUACAUUGUUUGAAUUCCAAGCACUGAUGUGGAAGAUUGUCAAACCGCACCAAUGGGCUACCUUCGUGGUAUUCUCCUGGGGUUUGAUGGCAACGUGCCAAGCAGCGGUCAGUAAUUGGCAAGGCAUGAUGGCGCUCCGGUUCCUGAUGGGCGCCUUCGAGGCUGGCUUCGGUCCCGGUGUGCCCUAUCUGCUGUCAUUCUUCUACCGCCGCCACGAGCUGGGUCUCCGAUGCGGUCUGUUUCUGUCUGCCGCGCCGCUGGCAAAUACAUUCGCCGGUGCCUUGGCAUAUGGUAUUACUUCGGGACAUGCUUCGUUGGCAAAUUGGCGAUUGCUGUUCCUGGUUGAGGGUGUUCCGGUCUGCGCGGCCGCCGUGCUGGCUUGGUUCUAUUUGCCAGAUAGCCCGCUGGACGCUAAGUUCCUGACUGAGGAAGAGAAGGAUGUUGCGCGUGCCCGUGCACUGCAACAAUCCGGUGAACCGGAUCGCACGGGCAAGAUCCAAUGGAAGGAAUUAGCCAUGACGCUUCUCGACGUGAAAGCGUGGCUUACAGCUUUGAUGUACUUCAGCUGUAACGUCAGUUUCUCUUCUCUCCCCGUGUUCCUACCCACCAUUCUCAAGGAGAUGGGCUUCACGGCCAUCAACGCCCAGGGGCUCACUGCACCUCCAUUCUUUGCCUCAUUUCUGGCGACGAUCGCGACCACCUGGGUGGCGGAUCGUAUUCAGCAACGCGGAUUGACGAUCGCAGCUUUAUCACUGGUUGGUGGCGUGGGGUAUAUCCUUUGCGCGACUUGCACAUCAGUGGGUGUUCGAUACUUUGGUGUGUUCUUGGCGGCCUGUGGAGUCUUCCCCUCGAUCGCCAAUAUUCUGCCGUGGGUUCUGAACAACCAGGGCUCCGAUACUCGCCGUGGUGGAGGUAUUAUUCUGUUGAACCUGAUCGGCCAGUGUGGGCCUUUCCUGGGCACCAACAUCUUCCCAGAUGAACAAGCCCCAAGGUAUGUAAAGGGUAUGGCAAUAUGUGCUGCUUUUAUGUUCUUCACUACACUCCUCGCUUUGUGUCUGCGUGUGCUCCUGGUAUGGGAGAACCGGCGCCUUGACAAGAAGUAUGGGCCUCGAAUUGAAGAGGACCCGACAAAAUCUGUGGAUGGCCCGGUAGCGGAGGAUAAUUACGGUGCCAAUUACCGUUUUGUGCUGUGA